AUGGAAACAAUCAAAAUCCCAUCCCCCUCCACGAUUCUAGACUUCCCCGACCCCCUCCCGGUGUCCACGCGGGGAAAGCCUGUUUCGCCUCCCAAAGGGACCAAGCAGAUCGCCACAGCCUCCCACAAACCCAAGCAGACCAAAAGUCGCAAUGGUUGCAUCACCUGCAAGGCGAAGCGGCUCAAGUGCGACGAGACCAAACCGACUUGUCACCAGUGCCAUCGCCGAAAGGUUCCAUGUGGUGGGUACAAGAAGGAUUUCAAAUGGCGGCCCUUUGAGGAGACCAACUUGGCCGUCGGACGACCGACCGCCACAAAUGUCAAGAAAGUGAAUGCUCCUUCACAGCAGUCUGUAUCGAUCGCGAAUUCGGAAAACUUUCCCACGCCCCCGACGACCGAUCAAGCAGCCUCGCCCAUUGUUCCACAGUCCAUCUCUUUCAACAACUCUCCGCCGGAAUCCUCCUUGCAUAGCUCACCUCGAAGCAUCAAGAGCUUCUUGUCUGCAGAUACCCAUUCAGUAGAUGACUUUGGUGUCCUCCAGGAUGAAGAGUCCACGGGCGAGGAGAAUACCCCAAUUGGCGGUGUCUCGAUGCCGGCGGACUCUGAUCCUCUAGACUUUCUUUCUUUCCUUGAACCAUUUCAACAUUCGGUGCCUUUCUCGGACGACUUGACGUCUGAUCAUGAUCUGAGCCGCUCAGGUCCAAUAUAUUUUGGCCUUGAAGAGUUUGAGCCUGCCCCCGGCACCGGCAACGAUGAGCUUAGUUUCUCCCGGUUGCUGGAGGAUGACAGCGAGGAUAUCGAGGAGAUCAUUAGACAGUCUGAGCCUGGUGCAGGGCCUUGGAACAUGAACUUCUCCGGGCAAGACGAUAGCCCCUUUAAUCAAUCUCGGUUCCCCCGUCAGCCUUCCUUGGCGCCAGAAAGUCAAGAGAUGUUGACAAUGCGGUUCGACAAACUAACCUGCGGGAUUCUAUCUAUCAAAGAUGGCAUGAUGGAAAAUCCAUGGCGAACUCUCAUCUGGCCCCUCGCAAAGAGUACCCCCGCCUUACACCACGCCAUCCUCGCCUUAUCGGCCUUCCACGCCGCCAAGGAAAAUCCAUCCCUGCGCGUCCAAGGUGUCAAACACAUGCGCCAGAGCAUCGUCUGCCUGCGACAACAGAUCCAGAGCAUGCGAGCAGACACAGCACUGGCGACUAGUCUCGCCCUGGCAUUCGCUGAUACUUGGGAUCAGAACACGCGCACGUGCAUCCAGCAUCUGCGAGGCGCAAAGGCCUUGAUGCUGCAGGUGCUUAAUGCAGGUCUUCAGGGUGGUCUUCAGCCAGAGGAGCUGGAUCGUAUCCGAUUCCUGUAUAAUACAUGGACAUAUAUGGAUGUUAUUGCGCGGCUGACGUCGCUGGAUGAGUCUGGGCCGCAGGAUUUGAAUCCUUCUAUUUUCCAAUUGCCCACCGAUGCGGUGCACGAGAUUGACCCGUUGAUGGGAUGUGCUGCUACGCUUUUCCCGCUCAUUGGCAAGGUUGGAAGGCUUGUUCAGCGCGUUCGGAAGACCUCCACCAAUUCGGUGUCGAUUGUCUCCCAGGCCAUGGAGCUGAAGGCUCUGGUGGAGCAGUGGGAGCCUCCGCGUUGGUUUGAACCGCCUGAGGAUCCUACAUCGGAGGUUCAACACAGCAUCCAGAUGGCGCAUGCAUAUCGCUGGGCAACCUUGCUGUACCUGCAUCAAGCAGUUCCAGAGUUGCCGUCUGAGCCGGCCGAGGAACUAGCCAAGCGUGUUCUGAUCUUGUUGGCCACAGUGCCACCCACCUCGCGCACUACUAUCAUCCAGAUGUUCCCUCUUCUAGCUGCCGGGGCUGAAGUAGACUCGGAUGAUGAUCGCAAGUGGGUGCUGGAAAGGUGGGAGGUUGUCCAGUCACGCUUGAUGAUCGGCGGCGUCGAUCGCUGUCUGGAUGUUAUUCGGGAAGUCUGGGCUCGACGGGACAAACUCAAGGCCGAGCAACGUGAGCAGGAGCAGCAGGAGAUGUUUGCAUCUCGGCGAGCUGGCUCGUUCUCCAGUGAGAGCAAAGGAAAGCUCACUUCUUCAAUUCGAGGAACGACCAAUACUGGCAGAGGUUUUCAGCGCGCCAACUCGAGUGAUCAGUCUGACAGAUCGAUGCGGAGACCGUCGGUCUCUAGUACAAGCAAGACUGGUCAGUCAAGGAGGGGGUCUGCUCUCUCAUCGCUGGAGAAUAUUGAGUUUGCGAGGACUAUUCGCAGCAGGCUGCAUUGGGUCAAUAUUAUGGGCGAAUGGGGAUGGGAAGUCUUCCUCGGCUGA
Molecule: messenger RNA, 2301 nt
Organism: Penicillium daleae
Lineage: Eukaryota; Fungi; Ascomycota; Eurotiomycetes; Eurotiales; Aspergillaceae
Product: Zn(II)2Cys6 transcription factor
Exons: 4
Coding region: 1-2301 (766 amino acids)
Biological process (GO): positive regulation of transcription by RNA polymerase II
Cellular component (GO): nucleus
Molecular function (GO): transcription cis-regulatory region binding; DNA-binding transcription factor activity, RNA polymerase II-specific; zinc ion binding
Source: RefSeq, a predicted model, not a curated record